Molecule: messenger RNA, 1233 nt
Organism: Plasmodium vinckei vinckei
Lineage: Eukaryota; Apicomplexa; Aconoidasida; Haemosporida; Plasmodiidae
Product: small subunit rRNA processing factor, putative
Exons: 2
Coding region: 1-1233 (410 amino acids)
Biological process (GO): rRNA base methylation
Cellular component (GO): small-subunit processome; nucleolus
Molecular function (GO): rRNA (pseudouridine) methyltransferase activity; rRNA binding
Source: RefSeq, a predicted model, not a curated record
AUGGUAGAAAAUAUGCAAAAUAAUUUUAAAGAAAAGGGGGACAAUGGAAAAAGACACAACAACUACAUGAAUAAGAAAAAUAAACAAAAAUGGGACAACAAAUUUAAGAACAAAAGUAAAAAAAACGACUUCCGAAAAACUAACAGUAAUUAUAUUGCUUUAGGUAAAAAAAACCAAAGCAAUUUAAAACAUACUUAUGAUAAAAAAAAUAUAAUCCCUUUCAACAAAAAUGAAAAUUGGGACCAUCAAAAUUAUUCAUACAAUUAUGAUUCAGAUGAUAUGGGUAUUUAUAAAAAUAAUGAAGAAUCAGAUAUUGACAUAAAUUCUACGCAAAUGGAUAACAAUGGAACUACUUCAAAUUUGAAAGAUAAUGAAAAUUGUCUAAAUAAUCAAAACUCCGAUACAAAAAAUGUUGACUAUGUUGAUUAUAUAAACAGUCUUAAAAAAAAUGCUGAACAGGAUGAAGAAAACGAGAAAAAUGAUGAAAACGAAGAAAGUGACAAAAAUGAACAAGAUAAGGUUUACAAUUUUUUCCUUGUGUUUAGUCCACUAGCUAUAACAAGUAUAAAAAACAAAAGCAGUAUAAUUAAUGCCGAUGAGCAUAUGGAUUUUCUAGAGAAAAAAUUAGAAAGCCUUGAUGAAUUAAUAGAUAUAACUCGAAAUUAUAGAGAAAGACAAAAUUUACAACAAACAAGAGAUAAUAUUAAAAAUAAACUUGAUAAUAUCAGAUUAGAUAUUUUAUUUUUUACAUUAUUAAGUCUUAGAGAUUCAAUUAUUAAUAAAAAAAAACAAAUACAAAUAUAUAUUCAUACGAUAAAUGGUCUACUAAUUUAUGUAUCUCCUAUAUUUCGUGUACCUAGAAAUUUUUUUAUAUUUAAAAAAGUUAUGUUAAGCUUGAUGAAAAAUAAUAUUGUUACUGAUGAAAAUAAAACCACUCUCUUAAAAAUUCUUCCUAACCCAGUUAAAUACUAUGUAGGAUCUUCAACGUGCGUUUGGAUAUCAAAUGAUGGAUUUCCAACAGACGCUAAAAAAUUUGCAGAUAAAUUAAAAGUUUCGAAUGGGAAAUAUUCUUUCUUUCUUUCCCUUUCGAAUAGUUACAAUUUAACAUAUUUUAUGGAAAAAACAAAAAAUCGAAAUGAAGAAAAUAUUCAUUUUAAUUAUCAUAUUAAAUUAUCUGAUUUUAAAUUAUCACCUGUAACUAUUUGUUCAAAAUUGUCACACUUUUUAAAUUAA